CGCGCUGUGCGCCGCGCAUGCGCUGUACGCUGCGUGCGUCCGUUAGCGUCGUCGCUGUCGUCUUUCGAGCAGGAUGAACGCGCCACCGGCAUUCGAGUCGUUUUUGCUUUUUGAGGGAGAAAAGAAGAUCACAAUAGUCAAGGACACCAAGGUGCCAAAUGCAUGUCUGUUUACGCUGAAUAAAGAGGAUCACACACUGGGGAACAUCAUUCGGUCGCAACUGCUGAAGGACCCUCAGGUGCUGUUUGCUGGAUACAAGGUUCCUCAUCCUCUGGAGCACAAGAUAGUGAUCCGCGUUCAGACGACGCCAGACUACAGUCCCCAGGAAGCCUUCACUAAUGCCAUCACUGAUCUGAUCAGUGAACUGUCCCUUCUGGAGGAGCGUUUCAGGGUUGCCAUCAAAGACAAACAAGAGGGGAUAGAAUGAAGACCAUCACACUCCAUUGGAUCUCAACAACUAAUUCACAGUGGACUGAAUUGUCAGUCUUGAGAACUCUUUCUAGAAUGGGCUACAGUAUUCCCAUUUAUUUAUUUUCAUGAAAAAUUAUGAGGACAUUUGACAAGCUCAUAUUACCAAUAAUAAGAGAUCUAGACCAGCUUCUAACAGCAUUGAAUUUAAGAUGUAUGGAGUUCUUCCUUCUGUGUUGAUUUUCUAACAAAGCAUGAUGGUAUAAUGUAAUCAACAAAUGUGAACAUAUUUCAUCACACACCAGAUUUGUGUACAUGGAAAUAACGUCCUCUUCAUCGUCCCACUCAUUUGUGAUGUAGGUUUUUUUUCUAUUAAUAAAUUGACUUUUUGUAAUGAAA
Molecule: messenger RNA, 807 nt
Organism: Puntigrus tetrazona (Sumatra barb)
Lineage: Eukaryota; Metazoa; Chordata; Actinopteri; Cypriniformes; Cyprinidae
Gene: polr2j
Product: RNA polymerase II subunit J
Exons: 4
Coding region: 74-427 (117 amino acids)
Biological process (GO): transcription by RNA polymerase II
Cellular component (GO): RNA polymerase II, core complex
Molecular function (GO): DNA binding; protein dimerization activity
Source: RefSeq, a predicted model, not a curated record